This is a messenger RNA of Brassica napus (rape), 1518 nucleotides long. RefSeq names its product pectinesterase inhibitor 3-like. Gene Ontology annotation, molecular function: enzyme inhibitor activity. Gene Ontology annotation, biological process: negative regulation of catalytic activity. Bases 746 to 1357 code for a protein of 203 amino acids. The transcript has a single exon. The record is from RefSeq and is a predicted model, not a curated record. NCBI's taxonomy places the organism in Eukaryota, Viridiplantae, Streptophyta, Magnoliopsida, Brassicales, Brassicaceae.
AAAUAUUUUAAAAAACAAUGAUCAAUCCAAAACGAAAAAUUAAUAACUACCAUAAUCCUAGCAAAUAUUGAGAUGAAACAAAAACUACGUCCGGGGAGACAAUGCCUUUAGUAUAUAAUUAAAGUAACAAACUCAAUUUCAGAAUGUAUGAAAUUUGAAUUAAUCUGAACUAAGUUUAAUUCGUUUUUAAACUAUACGUAUCAUAGAGUUUAUUCUGAAAUGAUGCAAGAGCUGAGCAAAAUAAAUGGCAGAUAAAAAUUUCGACUCUGAAACCUCUUUUGUCAAUUCAUAGCAAAUGUGGGCCCAAUCUUCUGAACCUCUUUUAAAUAUAAUUGGCCACUAGUGACCAGUCCGCCAAUAAUUCCACAUUGUUUAUCUGUUUCUGUCGUUACACUUUACAUAUGUUAGAUCAUUAUUAUCAUUCACAUGUUAUUAAUUUAUCUACAUGCAUUGGACUGGACAGUCUUUAUUUGUCACUAUACUCGCUACUGUAAUUUGUGGUGCAUUAAAUUUUACAGAUGUUCCCCAUACUGCAUUCACCAUCCUACUCCUUAUCUUAUGCACGUACCCACGCAAAUAAAAAGAAAUAUCUGAGGGUAUUUAUGUAAUAAAACCAUAAAUAAGCUAUAACGUCGAACGACCUACCACUUUAAAUUCUUACCAACCAGUCACCGCUCUCCAUUUUUCAUUUACAGAGAUAACCCUAACUUGGUCACUCUCUCUCUCACACACUCCAGUUCAAACAAUGGCUCCUCCACAGAAGCUCUUUCUCGCCGCCAUUGUCUCCGCCGUCAUUGUAGCUGCCACCACCGGACACGGACCUAAUAGUACUGCUGAAGAUAUUGUACAUUCCUCCUGCGUGCACGCGAGCUAUCCAUCUCUAUGCGUCCGUACGCUCUCUACCUACUCCGGUCCAACCAUCACGAACCAACGCGAGCUAGCUCAAGCCGCCGUCAAGAUAAGCCUCUCCCACGCUCAAGCAGCUGCGAAGAAACUCGCGGCUGUGAGAGAAACCGUGGGGAAGAAACGGGUGAAAGCGGCGGUUGUGGACUGCGUGGAGAUGAUUGGAGACUCCGUGGCUGAUCUGAGCCGUACGUUAGGCGUUUUAAAGCAUCUCCACGUCUCGGGCGGUUCGGCGAACGAGUUCAGGUGGCAGAUGAGCAAUGCGCAGACGUGGGCUAGUGCGGCAUUGACGGAUGAUGACACGUGUCUAGAUGGGUUUAAAGGGGUCGAGGGCAAGGUUAAGACGGACGUGAAGCAGUGGAUGACGAAAGUGGCGAGGAUUACGAGCAACGCGCUUUACAUGAUCAACCAGCUAGAUGAAUCACGUGGCAAGCCCCACGUAGUACGUUCUUGAUGUUAUAUAUGAUGUGCUUGUCCUAAUGGACAGUUAUGAUUUGGUGUUAGUUUUUUCGUGUUUGCUUAAUUGCGAGUUAUCUACUAUUUAAAGAUGAGAGGCAUUGUCCUUUUAAGUAGUUCUGAUAAUGGUAUACUAAAUAAAUGGUUUCUCUUUUUUUU